AUGCCUUCAGGGGUGAAAGGUGGCUACAGAGCUCUUAACAUGGGCUUCCCUCAUGAAGCCAUGGUCGAUAUGACAGGCGGGGUGACUGAGGUUUAUCCCGUCAGCAGAAUGAGAGACCUGCCGACCUUCCUUAGAAACCAGCUGAUUAGAGGAGCGCUCAUCAACUGUGCCAACUGUCAGGGUCCUUUCGAGCAAAAGACUGAACAGGGGAUCAUGUUCCGACAUGCCUACUCUCUGACUGCAAUAGAGAAGGUGAAGACGGCAAACGGCCCUGUGGAAUUGUUGCGAAUUCUCAACCCCUGGGGGGACACAGAGUGGGAGGGACCCUGGAGUGAUUUGAAAGGUCCAGAGUGGAACACAGUGAGCAUGGAGGAGCAGAGAAGGCUGGGCAGAGUCCGUCGGGAAGACGGGGAGUUCUGGAUGUCAGUGUCAGACUUCCAACAGAACUUUGAGUCGCUGGAGGUGUGUCACCUGACUGACUGUCUCAGUGAUCUGGGGUCCAAAGUGCUGCCAUGGAGCUGCACAAUGCAUCAUGGGAACUGGGUGCCGCGCAUCACAGCAGGAGGGCCUCCCCAAGGAGAUACGUUCUGGCAGAACCCCCAGUUCUACUUCACCCUUUUGGAGGUUGACAGCAACACAGACAACUCUCAGAAGACCUGCUCCUUCAUUUUGGCUCUGAUGCAGAAACACCACAGACUUAGGAAUGUUCACCUGCAUAUAUCCCUGGAUAUUUACCCGGCCCAUCCUAAAAACACAUACCUGUCACCUGAGGACUUGAGUGCACGUCGACCGGUCCUCCGCUGGCCCAAACACUCCACACGUCGAGAGAUCGUCCUCCGUGGCUCCCUUCCACCGGGCCACUACAUCAUCAUUCCUUCAACCAGCAAGGCUAAUCAGCAGGGAGCGUUUCUGCUGCGGGUGCUGACAGAGCCGGGUAACACUGCCACUCCAGCCCUCAAACCAUUGCCACAGGACAUGUCUUCAUUAAAAGAGCUUGUAUAUCCUCACCAGUCUGCUCUUCCUUCACUUGCAACCACCAGACAUCUGUUCAAGAAGCACUGCAACAAGAAAGGACUUUGCAAACCAGCGCACCUGUUCAACCUGUUGACGGAGGCCUUACAGGAACGAGCGCUGGCCGGCAGCGAGAAGUACUUGUCACUGGAGCACUGCAAGAGCCUGGUGGUCCUCACUGAUAAUACAGGCAACGCUCGGCUGAACUGGGCUGAGUUCAAGACUCUGUGGGACAAGAUCAGGCGGUGGACGGAUAUCUUCCUGGUGUUUGACAAGAACAAAACAAAGCACCUGGAGUACAAAGAGGUCGCCCCUGCUCUGAACGCAGCAGGCAUUUACGUGGAUGAAUUGGUGAUGCAGCUGGUUGGACUGAGAUACACGGAGCGCGACAUGACCAUCAGUUAUCCCGGCUUCCUGUUCCUGCUGAUGAAACUGGAGAGCAUGAUCCACAUAUUUCAGGCGUAUGAUGUGGCGGGUAUGGGAAGAAUUACUGUUGACUACAAACAGUGGCUCCACUUGACCAUGUACAACUGACCCGAUCCACUCAGAUGGAUUCUUCCGGAUUUGCUUUGUUUAGUCCUUUACUUUUUUCUGUUCAUGCUUGAUUUUAAUGUGUGUAUUUUUAACAUAUAUGAAAGUAGAUGUGCACUAUAUAUGUUGCAAAUUGAGACUUCACAUACCAUUUAAGUUUAGGCUUGUAUGUUGUUGUCAUCAGUGUUGGGGAAUAGUGAACUGCAUUUCAUUUAAGUUGUAGGAAGGGACAUGUAGGGGAAAAAAAUCAAAGGCUGUAAAAAUUAGAUGCACUUUUGUGAGAUCUCUUGAACCUUUGCUGACAUUCCUUGCACUUGCCCAUGAAUUCUGGGAUUUUUAAAAUGUUUUUUAUUUUUUGGUUUACCCUAAAAGAUAUCUAGAACACAUUAGGUAUAUGCCAUAUUAAGAAUAUUUUCAAAACUUGAGUUGCCCAUCUAUUCUUUCGGCAAAGCCACCAGACUCCACUUAAAAAAACAGUCAUUUCAGCUUGCUGAACACAGGAGCUGAUGAUCCACCGCUGUCUGGAUCAUUUAGUUAGUUUGUGUUACUGUGUGACUUUGGUGAAUACAAACUAACCCU
Molecule: messenger RNA, 2121 nt
Organism: Plectropomus leopardus (leopard coralgrouper)
Lineage: Eukaryota; Metazoa; Chordata; Actinopteri; Perciformes; Serranidae
Source: RefSeq, a predicted model, not a curated record